UAGCCGGGUUGUCAUGGUGAUCUCCAGGCUCUGAAGGGCAAGCAGCAUCGUCACCAUGACAACGCCCGGAAGCCCGUACCCGGAAGUGAGUCACCAGAGGCAGACCUGCGAAUCUGAACGCGUCUGGGAGGUAAGAGCGGCGUGGAUCAGCAGCUGAGAAAGAUGAUGUUGCAACAAUUGAAACAGCAGAUGAGAAAACGGCAGAAUUUGACAUGCUUUAUAAGAUUGAAGAUGUCCCUCCGUGGUAUCUUUGCAUUUUCCUUGGAUUGCAGCACUACUUAACUUGUUUCAGUGGAACAAUUGCUAUACCAUUUCUUCUGGCAAAUGCUCUUUGUGUUGGAAAUGAUCAAAAUACUGUGAGCCAGCUUAUAGGAACCAUAUUCACAUGUGUGGGAAUCACUACGUUUAUCCAGACAACAUUUGGUGUGAGACUACCUCUAUUUCAAGCAAGUGCUUUCGCAUUUUUGGUUCCAGCAAGAGCCAUAUUAACACUGGAUAAGUGGAAAUGUCCCUCUGAUGAGGAAAUUUAUGGAAAUGGUACUCUGCCGUUCAACACAUCACACAUCUGGCAGCCUAGAAUGAGAGAGAUACAAGGAGCAAUUAUAGUGUCAAGUUCGGUUGAAACAAUUAUUGGGCUUGUUGGUCUACCAGGGUCACUACUCAACUACAUUGGUCCUCUAACUGUUGCACCAACAAUAUCCUUGAUUGGACUUUCUGUGUUUGAAGCUGCAGGACAAAGAGCAGGGUCUCACUGGGGUAUAUCAAUACUAGUUUUGACACUGAUAAUAUUAUUUGCACAAUACCUACGAAAUAUAACACUUGUUUUGCCUUACUACAAAUUUGGACAUGGAAUAAGAACUUACAAAUUGCAAGUUUUCAAAAUGUUUCCGAUUAUCAUGGCAAUUAUGUUUGCCUGGUUGCUGUGUUAUAUUUUGACACUGACUGAUGUGUUUCCACCACAAAGUACAGCAUAUGGAUAUAAUGCAAGAACUGAUGCAAGAGGGGAAAUAAUGUCUAGCUCUCCAUGGUUCCGUUUUCCAUACCCAUGUCAAUGGGGAUUACCUACAGUUACUGUUGCUGGUGUUUUAGGGAUGUUCAGUGCUACUUUGGCUGGAAUAAUUGAAUCCAUGGGUGAUUAUUAUGCUUGUGCUAGAUUAUCAGGUGCACCCCCUCCGCCAAUUCAUGCUAUUAACAGAGGAAUAUGUAUUGAAGGAAUUUGCUGUGUUAUUGCUGGAUUACUUGGAACUGGAAAUGGUUCUACUUCAUCAAGUCCAAAUAUAGGCGUCUUGGGAAUUACUAAGGUUGGCAGUAGAAGAGUUGUACAAUAUGGUGCUGGAAUCAUGAUUAUUUUAGGAACAGUUGGAAAAUUUACUGCUCUGUUUGCCUCUAUUCCAGAUCCCAUACUUGGUGGAAUGUUUUGUACACUAUUUGGCAUGAUUACAGCUAUUGGCUUAUCUAAUUUGCAAUUUGUUGAUAUGAACUCAUCAAGAAAUCUGUUUGUUUUGGGAUUUUCCCUAUUUUUCGGAUUAGUCCUCCCAAACUUUUUAGACUCACAUCCUAAUUAUAUUAAGACAGGUUUGCUAGAAUUGGAUCAAAUAUUGACUGUGCUUCUAACUACUGAAAUGUUUGUGGGAGGCUGUAUAGCAUUUUUUUUGGACAAUACCAUUCCAGGUACACAGAAAGAACGGGGGCUUCUGCAGUGGAAACAAGGAACCAGCGCCAGCACAGACACAUGUGCAGAUCUGAGAACCUAUGACUUUCCAUGUGGAAUGGAAUUCAUUAAGAAAAUACAGUGCUUUAGAUGGAUUCCAGUUUGUCCUGUUUUCAAAGGAUUCAAAGCUGCUGCACAUAAAUCUGUAGCAAAUGAUUCAAUUCAUCAGGAUCAAAGAAAUAAUUCAUUAUGCACAAAAGUGUAAUGGAAAAUAUUUUUUUUUAAAUACAUGCAAUUAGAAUUUACAAAAUAGUUGAACUUGGUGUACCAAGUUCAACAUGUCUUAUUUGUAUAAAAUUGUCAUUUUAAAAAAUACCAACAAGGUUUAAUGAUUAAAUAAAUAAAAAAAUCAAUAUUUGAUCAUUAAAUGCCUGUAUUGUUGCCAAUUCAUUACUAGCGAACUACAUGACCAUUUAAGCUAUAAUUGAAUGAUACUUCUACAGAAGACAGUAACAUUCACAAACAUACAGUAUAUACGUUAAUUCUCUCAUAUCCAAAAUUCCAAAACACAGAAUAUUCUGAAAUACAAUUUUUUUAAGAGCGACUGAAAUAUUGUAGUGACACCUUUGCUUUCUGAUGGUUAAAUGUACACAAUCUUUGUUUCAUGCACAAUAUUAAUAAUAUAGAACAUUAUGUUCAGGCUAUGUGAAUAAAGUGUAAAUGACACUUUCAUUAAUUUCCUGUAUGUACACAAACUUUGUUAAAUGUA
Pseudophryne corroboree (corroboree frog) is the source of this 2420-nucleotide messenger RNA. RefSeq names its product solute carrier family 23 member 1 (gene SLC23A1). Gene Ontology annotation, biological process: transmembrane transport. The transcript has 14 exons. NCBI's taxonomy places the organism in Eukaryota, Metazoa, Chordata, Amphibia, Anura, Myobatrachidae. Gene Ontology annotation, cellular component: membrane. The record is from RefSeq and is a predicted model, not a curated record. Gene Ontology annotation, molecular function: transmembrane transporter activity. The coding region runs from base 213 to 1916 and encodes 567 amino acids.